AAAAUGGAGAACUCUUUACGAAGUUACAAACUCGUGCUUCUAUUGGCAUUUACUUUAUUCCUGUUUCUUAACACGGAGCUGAGUUUACUUGCAUCUGCAAGAGCUCUAGAAAAUUAUUCCAAGGUUUAUAUAGUUUACCUUGGCGAAAGAGAACACGAUGAUCCCAAACUUGUCACUGCUUCUCAUCAUCAAAUGCUUGAAUCACUUCUUGAAAGCAAAGAAGACGCACAAAAAUCAAUGAUUUACAGCUACAAACAUGGAUUCUCUGGUUUCGCAGCACUUCUUACAUCUUCUCAAGCAAAGAAGAUAUCAGAGCAUCCAGAAGUAGUCCAUGUUAUACCAAACCGGAUUCUGAAACUGAAAACUACAAGAACUUGGGAUUACCUUGGCCUCUCUCCAAUUCCAACUUCCUUUUCUUCAUCAUCAGCAAAAGGUCUUCUUCAUAACACCAACAUGGGCAGUGAAGCUAUCAUUGGCGUCAUCGACAGUGGGAUAUGGCCAGAGUCAGAGGUAGUCAACGAUCAGGGUUUUGGACCAAUACCUGAACGUUGGAGAGGAAAAUGUGAAUCAGGAGAAAAGUUUGACGCUACAAUUCACUGCAACAACAAGCUAAUAGGAGCUAAGUAUUACCUAGAUGGCUUACUCGCCGAUAAUGGAGGAAUAUUCAACAGAACGAAAAUCCUCGAUUUCAAAUCCACCAGAGAUGCAAACGGUCACGGCACACAUACAGCCACAAUAGCCGGCGGUUCAUUCGUCCCCAACGUGAGCUUCUACGGUCUAGCUCGAGGUAUGGUUAGAGGCGGUGCUCCUAGGGCCCGCAUAGCCGUGUACAAGGCGUGUUGGAACAUAAUGCGAGACGAUGGAAGUGGAACCGUUGGAAAAUGCACUGAUGCUGAUAUAUAUAAAGCUUUUGAUGAUGCUAUGCAUGAUGGGGUUGAUGUUCUGUCUGUUUCUCUUGGCGGAAAACUUCCCGAGGAUUCCGAGGUCGUUUACCUCGGUUCUGUCGCGGCAUUUCAUGCGGUGGCUAAAGGGAUUCUGGUUGUGGCUGCGGCUGGUAACGAUGGGCCUGGUGCUCAGACUGUUGUCAAUGUUGCUCCUUGGUUCUUGACAGUUGCAGCAACUACUCUUGACCGGUCUUUUCCUACAAAGAUCACACUUGGCAAUAACCAAACCUUCUUCGCUGAAUCUCUGUAUACUGGACCGAAAAUUUCAACGGGUUUAGCUUUCUUAACCUCGACGAGUGAUGCUAAUGUUGAUGUGGAGGGGAAAACAGUUCUUGUUUUCGAUAGUAUCACUCCAGUUGUGGGGAAAGGUGCAGCAGGAGUCAUCUUUGUAAAACCUGAUGAUCUUCUUGAGAGAUGCGAUGGUUUUCCGUGCAUUUACACAGAUUACGAGCUUGGAACCGACAUUUUACAAUACAUACGUACCACCAGAUCGCCCACAGUGAGAAUCAGCGCGGCUAAAACAUUAACAGGUCUGCCUGCAACUACAAAGGUUGCUGCAUUUUCAUGUAGAGGGCCUAAUUCUGUUUCACCAGCCAUCCUCAAGCCUGAUAUAGCAGCUCCGGGUGUGAGUAUACUCGCGGCAGUAAGUCCGCGAGAUCCUGAAGCGCAUAACGGAUUUGGACUCCUUUCAGGGACAUCAAUGUCGACUCCUGUUGUUUCCGGAAUCGUAGCUCUCCUCAAAUCUCUACACCCUGAUUGGUCUCCUGCUGCUAUUAGAUCAGCUUUGGUCACAACAGCUUGGAGGACAAGUCCAUCUGGAGAACCCAUUUUUGCUGAAGGAUCAAACAAGAAACUUGCAGAUCCAUUUGACUAUGGAGGAGGACUUGUAAACCCUGAAAAAGCUGCAAAACCUGGACUUGUCUACGAUAUGGGAAUCGAAGGUUACAUCAAUUAUAUGUGUUCCGCUGGCUACAAAGACUCCUCAAUCUCUCGUGUUCUUGGUAAAAAGACUAUCUGCCCAACUCCUGAGCCAUCAGUUCUUGAUAUCAACUUACCUUCGAUCACAAUUCCAAAUCUUGAGCAAGAAGUCACACUCACAAGAACUGUAACCAAUGUUGGACCCAUCAAGUCAGUCUAUAAAGCCGUGGUCGAGUCUCCCCUCGGUAUAAAUCUCACCGUGAGCCCGACCACACUCGUGUUUAGCUCUGCUGCUAAGAGCGUGCUCACUUACACAGUGAAGGCUAAAACGAGCCAUGAAGUCAACACUGGCUACUUCUUUGGAAGCUUAACAUGGACUGAUGGUGUUCAUGAUGUUACAAUCCCUGUCUCUGUUAAGACAACGAUCAUGAUCAAGUCUUAACAAAGAAACUCAAUACUAUCUGAAAAUUAAACAAUUUCGAUCGAUUCUAUGUAUUAAAAAGAGCCAUAUGAUGCUCAUGGUCUUUGCUCUUCUGUAAUCUAUUGCAAAACUCAAUUCGAAGUGUCUUUAUGUAA
Messenger RNA from Eutrema salsugineum, 2438 nucleotides. Its product is annotated as subtilisin-like protease SBT3.13. NCBI's taxonomy places the organism in Eukaryota, Viridiplantae, Streptophyta, Magnoliopsida, Brassicales, Brassicaceae. Gene Ontology annotation, biological process: proteolysis. The record is from RefSeq and is a predicted model, not a curated record. Gene Ontology annotation, molecular function: serine-type endopeptidase activity.